Messenger RNA from Nomascus leucogenys (northern white-cheeked gibbon), 708 nucleotides. It is a transcript of the gene RSPO4, whose product is annotated as R-spondin 4. Lineage: Eukaryota; Metazoa; Chordata; Mammalia; Primates; Hylobatidae. The record is from RefSeq and is a predicted model, not a curated record.
AGCAGCCCCCGCGCCCGCCGCUCCGCCGCCGGGCCGUUGGGCCGUCGGGCCGCCUGGGGAGCGCCAGCCCGGAUCAGGCUGCCCAGAUGCGGGCGCCACUCUGCCUGCUCCUGCUCGUCGCCUACGCCGUGGACAUGCUGGCCCUGAACCGAAGGAAGAAGCAAGUGGGCACUGGCCUGGGGGGCAACUGCACAGGCUGUAUCAUCUGCUCAGAGGAGAACGGCUGUUCCACCUGCCAGCAGAGGCUCUUCCUGUUCAUCCGCCGGGAAGGCAUCCGCCAGUACGGCAAGUGCCUGCACGACUGUCCCACUGGGUACUUCGGCAUCCGCGGCCAGGAGGUCAACAGGUGCAAAAAAUGUGGGGCCACUUGUGAGAGCUGCUUCAGCCAGGACUUCUGCAUCCGGUGCAAGAGGCGGUUUUACUUGUACAAGGGGAAGUGUCUGCCUACCUGCCCGCCGGGCACUUUGGCCCACCAGAACACACGGGAGUGCCAGGAGAGGAGCCCCGGCCAGAAGAAGGGCAGGAAGGACCGGCGCCCACGCAAGGACAGGAAGCUGGACCACAGGCUGGACGUGAGGCCACGCCAGCCCAGCCUACAGCCCUGACCGCCGGCUCUCCCGGCUCUCUGGUCCUAGUCCUCGGCUCCUGCACACCUCCUCCUGCUCCUUCUCCUCCUCUCCUCUUACUCUUUCUCCUCCAUCUUCUCCA